AUGAGAAGCGUCAGCGAGGCUAGUUCAACAACUGACUGCGGAACACCAAUAUCUGAAAGAAGACCUCAUAGUGAGCCCUUACCAAGCGAUAGAAAUAGUAUGAGCUACGAAUCUGACGUUUGGGAAGAGGACAAAAGGAUUCAUCAGCUUGACGCAGCAAAGAAAGGGAAAGGGCGCGGCUUAGUAGAAAUCAUAGAACCGAAUUGGCAAGCUAUUAUAUAA
Molecule: messenger RNA, 222 nt
Organism: Blepharisma stoltei
Lineage: Eukaryota; Ciliophora; Heterotrichea; Heterotrichida; Blepharismidae
Source: the annotation of a GenBank genome assembly